Molecule: messenger RNA, 1894 nt
Organism: Varroa destructor (honeybee mite)
Lineage: Eukaryota; Metazoa; Arthropoda; Arachnida; Mesostigmata; Varroidae
Product: WD repeat-containing protein 91-like
Biological process (GO): negative regulation of phosphatidylinositol 3-kinase/protein kinase B signal transduction; early endosome to late endosome transport
Cellular component (GO): early endosome membrane; late endosome membrane
Molecular function (GO): phosphatidylinositol 3-kinase inhibitor activity
Source: RefSeq, a predicted model, not a curated record
CAACCGAUUCCCCGGAUGAGACGUAACUAGGGCGUUAAAAAUUAACAUACUUCUUCCAAAAAGGUUGUUAAAGAUAACAAAAAUUCUGAAACUUAAAACGAACCCUGAAUUACGUUCCGCUUUGCGAUAUAAGUCGUAUAAUAGAAUACAUUUACUAAAUAAAAAUUGCUAUCUCAUUAAACCCUAUUAAAAAUUAAAAAAAUAGUUACAAAAAAUUGUGAUCAUGAUGUAGCAAUUAUCUCGGUCCGGUCAGUUUUUAGAAGUCAGGACGUAGUGCUGGGUUAGUGAGAUCACAAAGCUUGAUGCUCUCAUCAAUCUUCCAUUAUGGUUUUCAGAAACUGACAGCAGUUAGUCUGUUUACGACAAUGAUGACUGAAUAGUAAGUACUGCCAGUCGUAAUUUAAGAACGGCAGGCAACUUGAAGAGAGAUCAGAACUGCUCAUAUCUACACAGAUUACCCGUCGUAGUCGUGAAAACACCAUGGUUAGCAAAAUCUGUCCAUCAGUCAAUGGGGACCCCAGCAAGGAGCCGCCGGCUGCGCUCCAAUAUGGCAACAAGAUUUUGCCAUUGCUGGUUUUUACGGACGUUCUAUUUUGUCAAUUCGUCGUUUCUCCGCUUGUGAUCUCGCAUUGGGCUUAUGUGUGGGAGCUGGCUGAGGCCACUGGAAGAAACUUCCACAGUGCAGGAAUCUGCGCAUUGAUUGGCUUCAUUAUAUUGAUAUGUGCAAGCGUGGCUCAGUUCUGGCUGAAGAGGCAUGCCGUCAGUAAACGAGGAAACGCCGUUCCGCUGUUCGCUAAAUUCUACUUGAUAUCAACGUCGUUUGCGUCAAUCGUUUCUUGGCGAGGCGUCUGGUCAGCGAUGGACCUACAAUUUGGAACAGAUUUGACUUCGUGCGCGUACACAUUCGUGCUUGGUGUCGGUAUACUUCUAUCGAUGGGCGGCUUGAAAACGGCUGCGGCAUCACCCCCAUUUCUGACACUUAACGACGAUGUCCUUCGGCUUGGAGGCGCGGUCUACGAUUUUCCUACGAGAUUUAGUGCAAAAAACGUACUUGGUCUAAUGUUGGAUUCCGGGUUCAGCGUUAUUGUACCAACAGUGGGCGUGGUCGGACUAUGGCGCGCGCUAUGGAUCCCGCAAGAUUUAUACAUAAUAUUUGAAGACGAUCCAACCCAUUUUCGAUCAAAUGCUAUUUCGUGUGUCCUAGGCUGGGGUUCCACCCUUAUCUUACUGGCGUUCCAAGUACCUAUGGAUAAGGUUUGCGUUAAACUUGAGCAUCGGCUUAACUGGUGGGCUCGUUUCAGCGUCGAGUCACUGUGGUCCUUUCUACAGAUUUGUGCUACAGUACUACUCUGGCGAGGCAUCUGGAAUUUCAGCUUGAUAUAUCUAGAAGAUUGGUUCCCUGAAACCCCUCUCUUACACGUGAAAAUAACGCUGACGUGCGCUACGCUACUUCUUCUUCUUGGGUUCUCCAUUUACUCAAACUCGGCGGCUAAAGGAUGCGUCUCCGACGGUUACGGGAUCGGCUAUUUCAUCAGUUUUUUUGGUGCCAUUCCUGAGGUAGCUUUAAGGCAACCACAAGACCAUACACUUUUAACUAGCUAUAAAUAGACAAAAUACGUACCAUUACAGUACAGAUGUGAUAUCUGAAGUAAUAAGAUGCUCUAAUGAGACGUUUGUAAUUUGUUGAUUAACUGAGUAUUUUAGGGAUGCACCUAAGGAGGAAGUUGUCACGGUUACCUCUGCUUGUUUAGGACGUAACUAAAAAAAAACUAGAAGAAUUGGGUUCAUAAUUUUUUUUUACAGUGUUUAGUACAGCUCAUUCUAAAAUCUAAUCCUUCUUUAUAUAUGCAUCAUCGAUUAUCUGUUAUAAUGCUUACCACAAAAGCUACACUGA